UUUGCUUUGAUGAAUGAAAUAAGCUCUUGGCUGAAGUGAUCUGAUAACCCGAUAAUGUUUUAGCAUGCUGGUUUUGUGAAUUAUUAUCGGAUUUUUACGAAUUUUACGACAAUUUAGACCAUUUUAAUAGUUCAGUACGGCGAACACAAACCAUCAGUUUCCGGUGUUUGUGUUUUAUUGAUUUGUACGCGGCCGGUAUCCCGAUUCGUGCGAGUUUUCCGAGCAAUGGUAUUCUAUUUCAUCAGCAAUGUUGUGCAGCCGCCGGUGACACUUUUCAUGGGCAUCGAUAAGUAUGAGAAUGAGGAACUAAUCAAAUGGGGCUGGCCGGAAGAUGUUUGGUUUCAUGUGGACAAAGUGUCGUCGGCGCAUGUAUAUCUACGGUUGCAACAGGGUCAAACCCUCGAUGACAUCCCAUCGACUGUGUUGGAGGACGCAUGCCAGCUGGUCAAAGCCAACAGUAUUAACGGCAACAAGAUGAAUAACAUCGAUAUUGUGUAUACUAUGUGGGAGAAUCUCAAAAAGACUCCAGCCAUGGAAGUCGGACAGGUCACGUUCCACAAGGACAAAGAAGUACGAAAGAUGCGGGUGGAGAAACGUAUUAAUGAAAUCGUAAAUCGGCUCAAUAAGACCAAACGGGAAGAGCAUCCGGAUUUUAGAGCCGAACGCGAGAAGCGGGAUGCCGACGAACGUGCCGAUAAGAAACGAGAGGCGCGAGAAGUACGCGAAAAGGAAAAGGAAGACGAGAAGCGACGCAAAGAGGAAGCCGAACUGUGGAGCUACAACUCGCUGAUGAAAACUGAGAACAUGUCGACUAACUACGACGCGGGAAACGAUUCGGACGAGUUUAUGUAGUGUGGCUAAAUCUCUUGGAAUAAAUUAUGUAUUGUAUGAUUACAAUAUUAUACUGUAGACGAAAUAUUUUCAAAACUU
Sabethes cyaneus is the source of this 930-nucleotide messenger RNA. Its product is annotated as coiled-coil domain-containing protein 25. The transcript has 3 exons. The record is from RefSeq and is a predicted model, not a curated record. Lineage: Eukaryota; Metazoa; Arthropoda; Insecta; Diptera; Culicidae. The coding region runs from base 226 to 852 and encodes 208 amino acids.